AUGCCUGUUGCAAAGUCGAAGCAGAGGAGCACCCUCUUCGUCUUCCUGUACUUCGCCUCUUCAGCAGCGCUCGCGGUGCUGCUCUCCGCGUCCUGGCAAUGGCUUGCCGGGGCAUCCGCCCGGCCCGCCCGCAUGCGCCUGUUCAUGCACGACGUGCUCACCGGCCCGGGCGCCACGGCGGUCGAGGUCGUGAACGGCACGGGGCCAUCGCUGUUCGGGGGCGACCCGCCCCUGCGGUUCGGGCAGGUGGUGGUGAUCGACGACGCGCUCACGGAUGGGCCGGACCCGGCGUCGAGGCCCGUGGGGCGUGCGCAGGGGACCUACGUGUUCGCGUCCAUGCACGACCCGGCGCUGCUCUUCUGCAUGAAUGUGGUGCUCACGGCGGGGCCCUACUCCGGGAGCACCUUCGCCGUCGUCGGCCGCGACAACAUCGUCGAGCCACUGCGGGAGCUGUCGGUGGUGGGCGGCACAGGGAGGUUCAGGAUGGCGACGGGGUACGUGCUCUGGAGGACGGCGAGCUGGCAGCUACGCAAGAACGCCGUCCUCGACCUGGACGUGUUUAUCUACGUCCACGCCCACGCCCACGCCCACGCCCAUGCAUGAUGGACGGCUCCAACCCUUUAUUUUAUGUGCCUUUCAUUUUAUGUCCCUUCCAUUUUAUGUGUAUUAUGUCCCUUUCAUUUUAUUUUUGACAUAUUAGCAUUUUGUUUUAAAUCAAACUUUAUAAAGUUUAACCAAAUAUAUAAAAAAUAAGAAGAGUAGAUGGAAUUGUGAUAAGAAAUUUUGUGACAAUUAACAUACAUUAAUGUUGUGUCAAUAUUUUAGAUAUUUUUUCAGAUUUUUUCCAACAUUUUAGAAGUUGCUACGCCAUCCGGUGCACCAGUAGUAUUACAAGGGUGGGUUACGAGAUACAUUCCCAUAGGAGUUUUUUUUAGCAUUUCCUCUAUACUUUUUUACCAUGUUUUCUUCUAGUAAAAUUGUGGCCUGUCCACAUGUAACAAUUUAUUUCUCAUUUUUACGAUUUGUAUAAGAAAUAAGACC
Triticum aestivum (bread wheat) is the source of this 1041-nucleotide messenger RNA. RefSeq names its product dirigent protein 1-like. The record is from RefSeq and is a predicted model, not a curated record. The coding region runs from base 1 to 603 and encodes 200 amino acids. The transcript has a single exon. Lineage: Eukaryota; Viridiplantae; Streptophyta; Magnoliopsida; Poales; Poaceae.